AUGAGUUUCCUCAGCUCCAUGCAGCAAUAUGUAACAAGUGGCAUCUCGAGUUUGGGCCUUGGCAAUCGGCGCUUCUCCCUCUCCCGCCAGGAGUCGAGUGAACAGCAGUCGGGGAUCGGAGGCGCCACACCUGGCGGCCUCGUUUCCGGCCAGCCGCAGCAACAGCAGCAGCAGCAGGUGCCGUUUCCGCAGCAGCCCUUGCAGCAGUCACUUCCGCAACAGCAACAGCAGCAGCAACAGCAACAACAGCAACAUGGCCACGCCCCGUUGCAGCAACAGGCGAGCAUCGGCAGCGGACUGGGCGUCUAUGGCACCCCUGCCCCGCCCACCGGAGUGGGGGCAUCCUCGACGUGCGGCAGUAAUUACCCCUCCGGCGGUGUGGUAAUCGGCAAUCCAAAUGCCACCAAUCCAUUACUGGGUUACCCCAAAAUACCAGGUGGUGCUGCGGGACCCGGCAGUCCCUCGACAUCCGGCUCCGGUGGACCGGGUGGAACGCCCCAGUCGCGUCGCCAGUCACGGGCCCUGGAAUGCCUGGCUCCGCCCCGCACCGGAUCCUUCCGGCAGCGCAACUCGCCACUGCAUCAGCCGGAUCCGCCGCCUCGUCCGCCGCUGGCGUUCUGCAAACGCCGCCUGAGCUGGCCAGAAGUGGAUCCGCGCUCCAAUUCCGGAGUUCAGGAAACGGACGGCUCGUACUUUGAGAACUUUACAUCGCUGGGCUGGAAACGUGAAAAUCGUCGCAUGUCGGCCACGCGUGCCGCCGAAGCACGUGCCGAGGCUAAUCCCGAGAAUGAACGUGAUCCGCCGGCGGGUGAGGAGUCCAUUGACCGCCAGGACGAGAAGGAGAAGCUGUAUGCGGAGGUGCUGCACACCAUUGCCAACACGGUGGGCGCACCGGCUCCAGGUGGACAGUUUGCACACUACAAGGACGAAAUGUAUCUGCACGCACAGCGCGCCUUCGGUGUCAAUCCGGAUCGUCAUUAUCGCCUGCUGCACGCCUCCGCCGAGGAUAAACCAAAGAUAAUCGUACUCUCUGCGGUGGUAAUCGAGGCUGAUGGCCUCGAGGCAAAGGAUGCCAAUGGUUUCUCGGACCCGUACUGCAUGCUGGGCAUCCAGCCGGACGAAAACGGCGGUCCGCCCGUGUCGCCGCUGCCGCUGCCGCCGACGCCGCGCGCCCUCUCCGCGGACAUGGGCGGCGGCUUUGACAAUAGCGCCACGGACUCGCCGCCGCACAGGAAGCACAGUUUCCGGCUGAGCUUCAAGCGGCGGGAGGCGGGACGGCGGGAGCAGCGCGACUCACUGGGCGGACCGGUACCGGCCAAACUCAUUAAGGCGACCAGCAUCAAGCCCCACACGCUGACGCCCAAGUGGAACGAGAAGUUCAAAUUCGACAUAGAUGACAUCAAUACGGACACCUUCCACCUGGACAUCUGGGACCACGACGAUGAGAGCUGCGUCAUGGACGCCGUUUCGCGACUGAACGAGGUCCGUGGAGUGCGCGGCCUGGGUCGCUUCUUCAAGCAGGUGUGUCAAUCCGCUCGCCAGGGUUCGCAGGACGAUUUCCUGGGCUCCGUGAACAUUCCGCUGUCGGAGAUCCCGUCCACCGGCCUGGAUGCCUGGUUCAAGCUGGAGGCACGCAGUCAUCGCAGCACCGUGCAGGGUCGCAUCCGGCUCAAGUUGUGGCUGUCGACUCGCGAGGAUCGGAGCACUGUCAGCGAGGAGAACCACGAGCAGCAGAUCCACAAGGUGGAGCAGCUCCAGCGGGUGUUCAUGCAGCACGAGGUCACCACGCACGAGCCAUCGUGGACCUGGUGUGGCGACCUACCAGGUCCUGCUCUGACCAUCCUGCAUCAGCUGGCCGUGCAGUCGGAUCUCUCGGACUUGCACUGCGCCAUGGCCAGAUAUGUGGCUGCUGCCAAACUGAAUCGUUCGACCCCGCUGGACCCCAAGUUCCUGCAUCGCCUGCUGAGCGACGUGGAGAAGCAGUGGAAUCAGCCCAACCAGGAGGCACUCAGUCGCGAUCUGGAGCAGUGGCUGGCGGAUGCGAUGAAUGGCUUCGUGGAGCGCUCCCUCAACCAAAUCCGCCGGCACAGGGACAUCUUCCCCGCCCUCAAUCCACCCUCGCUGAUUCGACUGGAAUUCCUGCUGCGCUGCCUGGGACUCCUCGGCUCCAUGCGGGCCUUUCGCGCCGUGUGUCCUUUCAAUAAGGGCGUUAGGGGCGAGGUGGUCAAUGCCCUGCGCAAGGGGUCCGUGAUGUGGGGCCAGACGGUGAUGCGGGAAUCGCAGGGCAUGCCCAAUCCAUUAUCGAAUUUCGUAACUACAUUAACGGCGGACAUUCAGCUGGGACAGACCUACUACCAUGCCCUCUUCGACAACACGAAUGGCAUACAGUACUUCAGCAUCAUCUACAAACAAUACGAUGCGAUGGUGGGCGAGGAGGUGUACAGCCGGAUGGCCGCUGGCCAGGUGCCCGGGGUGCGGAUGAACCUCUCGCAGUACGCCGUGCUCGAGGGCGAUGCGGAGCCGGUGGACACCAAGCCGUUCGAGCUGUUCCUGGCCCUGCAGGAGUUCUGUCAGCUGAAGCGACACCUGUCCGCCCAGCCUCAGCCGCCGGAGAAGCCGCUGGCGCUGAGCAAUAGCCACGAGUGGUUCAUAGCCACGCUGGAGCGCUGGAUGAUGGUGAGCAAGGCGAAGGCGCUGCAGAGGAUUAGGGCGGCCAUUCGCAUGGAUGCCAUAUGCGAGGGUGAGCGCAUUGUGCGGUACAGUAGCUCCUCGGUGGACACGGCCAGCACGCUGCUGAACAUCAAGGAGUUCUGGAAGGUGCUCAAUUGGCCGGACGAGGAUACGGCCAUCAUGAUGGAGUCGCAGCUCAUCGAUGUCGUCUGCUCGGCGGCCAUGCACUAUUGCGAUCUCAUACACACCGCACUGGCCGACAGUGGCUACUAUGAGCAACAGGGUCCGUUCCGGUGCUCGGAUGACAUGUGCGUCACCGUCAACAAUGUGGAGUAUGUGCGUCGCACGCUGGCGGAGUUUCGAUCGGAUGAGCAGCCGCUGGAGGAGUCGGCCGAUAAUCUGCUCGAGUCCAGUCUCACCCACAUGGAGAACAGGUGUGAGCGUAUACUCUCCAAGUUGGCUCCACUCAUGCAGAUGUCCCUGCAGAAGGCCAUGUUCCAUCUGGCCUGGUCACCCGACUCCCUGCCCGCCAAUCAAGCGAUUGUCCCGCUGCUGGAGUACCUGGAUUGCCACCUGGCUGCCCUGAACAGCGCCCUGCUCACCAAGAACUUCAAUCGAUCGCUGCGAUUUAUUUGGAAGACGGUCCUGGGCGAGAUGUCGCGCCAGAUGGAAACCGGCGAUGAGACGGACAAGCCGACUCACUUUCACAAGCGACUCUAUGAGGCGCUGCAGCUGCUCAUCGAUUUCUUUCAUGCCGAGGGUCAGGGACUGCUCCUGGAGUGCCUGCACACCGAGGACUUCUGGCGCAUCGAGCAGCGGCUGCAGUUCCACAAAACGGACACGGAUCGCCUGAUCGACAUGUUCUACAUGCAACGUCUGAGGGAGCAGCUGAUGGCCGUCAUGCCAUCGCCAUAUGGAUCGCUGGCUGUGAGGGCCUACUUCAACCACGACUCGCUCUGCGUGGAGGUGCUGCAUGCCAGGGAUGUGGUGCCCCUGGAUCCGAAUGGCUUCAGCGAUCCCUUCGUGGUCAUUGAACUGCUGCCUCGCCGGGUUUUCUUGCACUGCAUGGAGCAGCAGACCAAUGUGCAUAAGCGAACUCUUAACCCCGUUUUCGAUGAGUGCUUCGAGUUCUCCGUGACCCUGGAGCAAUGUCUGACCGAAGGAGCCAUGAUCUGCUUCACGGUGAUGGAUCACGAUGUCCUGACGGCGAACGAUUUCGGUGGCGAGGCCUAUUUGGCACUGGGCAACAUUCCCGGUGUGGCUGACUACAGUACGAGUGUGGACAACUUCCAUGGACUGAAACAAAUCGAGCUGCCACUCAUGGAGCAAAAGGAUAAAUGCAAUCCAAUUUUGCAAAUCCUCGAAGUGCGCGUCAAUGACAAACAGGCUCAGGACUUUGUGCGCAAACAGAAAUCGCGUUUUAUCAAUUGAUUCUAGACAGGAUAACAAGGACAGGAUAAACAGGACUACCGAACGAACCGUUUGUAAAACGUUGAAAAGCGCGGAUCGAGCAAUGUAAUUGCAUCGAUAGCGAUGAUGAUGAUGAUAACUUAACCAAUCUAAAUUGUAACCAAAACCAGCAUUGUAUGUAUUGUACUUAAUCUAGUUGUUCGACAAAGACUCCUCCUUCUCUUCAGUUUGUAAAUGUUAGCAAGGAAUCGAAAUUCAAAUGGUGCAAAAGUGACAGGCGACUAAAAAAUUGUGGAGUUCACGUUCCCAGCUCUACACAAAAAGUUGCUUGAACAAAAUUAUGGAUAAAUUGUAACACAAAUUAGGGACUUAUUAGAAGCCUAGCAUUGCUGAAAUUGUCACAAAUUGGCAAUCAAACCAAAGUUAUCUACAGCAAAAUCUCAUAUGCGAACACACACAAAAACUCGAGCUAUCUACUCCAGCACCCAGAUGCGUUUUGAAGACUUUUACCAAACAAAGAAAAAAAAAACACGAUAUAGAUAUACA
This is a messenger RNA of Drosophila teissieri, 4626 nucleotides long. It is a transcript of the gene unc-13-4A, whose product is annotated as BAI1-associated protein 3. The record is from RefSeq and is a predicted model, not a curated record. The coding region runs from base 1 to 4101 and encodes 1366 amino acids. The transcript has 10 exons. NCBI's taxonomy places the organism in Eukaryota, Metazoa, Arthropoda, Insecta, Diptera, Drosophilidae.